AACACCAAAUCUAUCAUUAAAUAAACAAUGUAUUUUAUUUUGAUCAAAAAGAAACAAUGUAUAGACAUUCUUUAGAAAAUUAGUGGGAGAAAACAAAAACUUGUCAUAAAAUCUAAGUAAAAUGAAAAUAAAAGUACAGAACAAAAGAGAAUCAAACCUGACCCUUAAGUGACCAAUCAGAAUCGACCGCGCCUAGUCUUUCCUGAUUUUCCACACCUUAUCUCUCUCUCUCUCUCACUCUUCUCUAAACUAUCCAACUUCAUUCUCCAUCUUCCUGGCGUCUCUCCUCUCUCUCUUACUCCAUCAAUGGCCACCACAAACUCUCUCCACCACCACCACCACUCUUCUUACCAACACCACCGCCACAAUCUCCACUACCAAUCUCACUUGACACCAACUUCUCUCUCACUCAAACACCCCACUUCCACCCCCACAUUCUCAUCACUCAUCUGCUCUUCUUCCUCUUCCUCCUCCUUCCUCGUCACCUCUGCUACCACCACAAACACUUCCGACAUAACCACUGAAACCGCAACCAAGUUCGAAGUCCUAGCGACCCAUCUGAUCAACCAAGAUUUCAGGAAAGCAGACGAAGAAACUAGGAGGCUUCUCAUUCAGAUAGCAGGAGAAGCAGCCAUAAAACGCGGCUACGUCUUCUUCUCCGAGGUGAAGUCCAUCUCCGUUGAAGAUCUUCAAGCUAUCGACAACCUGUGGACCAAACACAGCGAUGGGAGGUUCGGAUACAGCGUGCAACGCAAAAUCUGGUUGAAAGUCAAGAAAGACUUCACGAGGUUCUUCAUUAAAGUUGAGUGGAUGAAGCUUCUUGACACAGAGGUGGUUCAGUACAACUACAGAGCUUUCCCUGACGAGUUCAAGUGGGAGCUUAACGAUGAAACGCCUCUUGGACACUUACCGUUAACAAACGCCUUGAGAGGAACGCAGCUUCUGAAAUGCGUUUUGAGCCAUCCUGCGUUUGAGAUAGAUGGUGAUGAUGAUAAUGAAGAAGGAGAAGAAGCUGAGAGCAGAGGUGGUGGUGGUAAAGCACAGACAAAAGAUACAAGAGUGUUUAAAACAGAUUACAGCUUUUGAUGUCUUUGAUUUUCAUUUGGAUUAUGAUUAUGAAUGUAUGAACAGUCAUUUAGUUAAUGAAUAUAAACCAAAAGUCUUUCUUGGUU
Molecule: messenger RNA, 1172 nt
Organism: Brassica napus (rape)
Lineage: Eukaryota; Viridiplantae; Streptophyta; Magnoliopsida; Brassicales; Brassicaceae
Product: tetrapyrrole-binding protein, chloroplastic
Exons: 1
Coding region: 307-1086 (259 amino acids)
Biological process (GO): chloroplast-nucleus signaling pathway
Cellular component (GO): chloroplast
Molecular function (GO): tetrapyrrole binding
Source: RefSeq, a predicted model, not a curated record